AUGAGCAAAGACGACCGCAGUCCCGAAGUGUUCGCCGUGGCUGCACUGUUCUUUGUGCUCACAUGGACGACUGUUCUCCUACGGAUCUACGUACGCGCAGUACUGAUGAAGACAUGGGGAAAAGAUGACUCGUACAUGGUUGCGGCACUAUUGACGUUCACUGUAUACCUACCAUGUCAGAUCAUUGCCGCGAUGCACGGAACUGGUCGCCAUCGAUGGGAGUUGAGCGAUAGCGAUGCGAAGACAGCACUCUUGUUCUGGUACCUGUGCGAGCUGUUCUACGUGAUGGCGAACUGUCUGCUCAAGUUUGCCAUCGGCUACUUCUACCUGCGGGUCGCGAUUGAGCGCUGGCACAUUUGGGCCAUCCGGAUACUCAUGCUAGGCACUGUUCUAUGCGGUCUUGUCUACUUCUUUCUAGUCUUGCUUCAAUGCAUUCCCAUUUCGGACUUUUGGAACGUGCACCCCGCCUCAGACAGAUGCAUACACAACGGGCCAACUCUGGGGAUUACUUAUGCCCUCGCCGCCAUCAACGCAAUGGCUGAUUGGGCAUUCGGCUUGCUUCCUUUCUUCAUCGUCUGGGGCUUGGAGAUGAGGACCAAGACAAAGCUAUUGGUCGCCGGUAUUCUUGCAUUCGCAGCGAUUGGAAGCACCGGUACAGCGAUCCGCAUGGCGUACAUUCACACACUCGUCCAAGGCCCCGACUUCUUGUAUGCUACAACUGACGUCGCCUUGUGGAGCACUAUCGAACCCGGGAUCGUCAUCACCGCAGGCAGCAUCGCGACACUCCGUCCGCUCGUCCGCCACUGUCUAUGGAAGAUGGGUCUAGCCGACGCACCCCGUGAAGAACGGGGCCGCAACUACUACCCUUCACAAGAAGGUGGUCGCAUACGAAAAAAACAUCGCCGCGGAUAUCGCCGUAGUUUGAGCCCUUCUGAUCUAGUCCCUACAAUUCCUGGUACCAUGACUACCAUACAGAUUCAUGGACCUCACGACAUAGACCUGGAAGAGAACCUGUCCCCGCCGAAAAUUGUCGUUACAGACGAAGAUGUACCGGAAACUCCAGAGGGGCAGAUUAUACACACUGUCACGGUUCAGCAACAAUACGAGGGCCCUGCGAAGCUUCCCGAAGCACCUCCGAGGCUUCAACUGCGCGACAGCCUCAGACAUAGCUUCACUCGCGGGAGUAUUCUGAGCCCUGUAUUCCGAGUGCCCGAGUGA
Messenger RNA from Alternaria triticimaculans, 1218 nucleotides. RefSeq lists its product as uncharacterized. Bases 1 to 1218 code for a protein of 405 amino acids. The record is from RefSeq and is a predicted model, not a curated record. The transcript is spliced from 4 exons. NCBI's taxonomy places the organism in Eukaryota, Fungi, Ascomycota, Dothideomycetes, Pleosporales, Pleosporaceae.